Molecule: messenger RNA, 591 nt
Organism: Elgaria multicarinata webbii
Lineage: Eukaryota; Metazoa; Chordata; Lepidosauria; Squamata; Anguidae
Gene: NPVF
Product: neuropeptide VF precursor
Exons: 3
Coding region: 1-591 (196 amino acids)
Biological process (GO): negative regulation of gonadotropin secretion; neuropeptide signaling pathway
Molecular function (GO): signaling receptor binding
Source: RefSeq, a predicted model, not a curated record
AUGAACAGAUUAAUAUUAUUUUCUUUAGCUACAUGUUUCCUUUUAGCCCGCGAAACUAUCUGCUUUGAUGAAUCGUUAAUAACCAACUUGCAGAGCAGAGAAGAAUACAGCGAUGAUAACUAUUCUGAGUCUAGUGAAGACAUUAUAGAGGAAAAGCAGAGAAGUGUGAACCUUGAAGAACUGAAGGACUGGGAGCUGCAGAACAUCAUUAAGAUGAGUACACCAACCAUAAAGAAGGUGCCAGAUUCGGUUGCUAAUUUGCCACUGAGGUUUGGCAGAAACUUUCAGGAGGAGAGAAGCAUCAAACCUGCAGCCAACCUGCCUCUCAGAUUUGGAAGGGCAUCUGCUGGAAGCCAUUCGAGGCAUCCUAUUCCUGUCUCGCACAGGUUUGAGAGAGCACCUUUUGUUCAAAGUUCCUUCCAUAACUUGCCACAACGAUUUGGGAGAGCACGGCCCUUCAACCUGCCACAAGAGACCCAAGAUUAUGACCAAGACAAAAAGAAAUUUGGCAGUUUAUACAACCAUAUGAAAAGGGAUUCUGAUGAUGAAGGGGAUGGCAUUUGGAAGACUUUGGAUCAAUUUCCUCUCUAA